Molecule: messenger RNA, 1830 nt
Organism: Theobroma cacao (cacao)
Lineage: Eukaryota; Viridiplantae; Streptophyta; Magnoliopsida; Malvales; Malvaceae
Product: alpha-L-fucosidase 1-like
Biological process (GO): fucose metabolic process; glycoside catabolic process
Cellular component (GO): lysosome
Molecular function (GO): alpha-L-fucosidase activity
Source: RefSeq, a predicted model, not a curated record
UCUCCAAACAAAAUUCGUAUCAAAAAGCUUUCUUACUUUCACUUUUUCUUGUCUUUUGUCAGAGAAUCUUCCACACCCUCUUUUUGUUCGGUUCCAUUCCCUAUCAUCUAAGCAUCUAUGUAUCUGUUCAUCAUUAACAUAUUAGACUAGACAAGUGGGAGGGAAAGAAAAAAGGCCCCGUAAGCAUUAUGGCUAAGUUUUGGUGUUCCUUGUGCAUAAUCAUAAUACUUCAACUGUCAAAAUUGGCCAUUUCUCGGCGUGAACAAGUCCCAACACCACCGCUUCCAGUCCUACCGCUCCCAACAUUUUCCCAAUUGAAAUGGCAACAAAGAGAGCUCAUAAUGUUCCUCCACUUUGGUGUCAACACAUUCACAGACUCCGAAUGGGGAACCGGCAAGGAAAACCCAGCCAUAUUCAACCCUGCUGGUCUGGAUGCCAAGCAAUGGGUUACCACAGCUGCAGAGGCGGGGAUUUCUCUCAUGAUCCUCACGGCAAAACACCAUGAUGGCUUUUGCUUAUGGCCUUCUAGAUAUACUGAUCAUUCUGUUGUAUCUAGUCCUUGGAAAAAUGGCCAUGGGGACGUGGUGCAAGAGUUUGUCAGUGCAGUCAAGGCUCAUGGCGGGAUUGAUGCUGGACUGUACCUGUCACCCUGGGAUCGCCAUGAUCGGAGAUAUGGACAGGAUUUGCAGUACAACGAAUACUACUUAGCUCAGUUGCAAGAGCUGCUUAUCGAGUAUGGGAGCGUGAAGGAGAUAUGGUUUGAUGGAGCAAAGGGUAAAAAUGCGAAGAACAUGUCCUACUACUUCACAGAUUGGUUUGCAAUGGUGAGAGAGUUGCAGAGUUCAAUCAAUAUAUUUUCUGAUGCCGGUCCCGACGUGAGAUGGGUGGGAAAUGAGCGUGGAUUUGCCGGAAACACGAGCUGGUCUACCAUCAAUAGUACCUCCCUGUCAAUAGGAAAUGCAAGCAUUAUCGAUUAUCUCAACACGGGUGAUCCAAAAGGGACAAACUGGUUGCCUGCAGAAUGUGAUGUUUCAAUUCGAAAAGGAUGGUUCUGGCAUAAAUCAGAGUCACCAAAGAAGUUAAGCGAGCUUUUAGAGAUUUAUUACAAUUCAGUAGGAAGAAAUUGUGUCAUGUUACUUAAUGUGCCACCCAAUUCAACGGGGCUUAUAUCUGAAACAGAUGUUCAGAGAUUAAAGCAAUUCAGAAGUGCAAUUGACACCAUAUUUUCUACCAAUUUGGCAGAGAAAUGUUUCAUAAAAGCUAGUAGCCAAAGAGGGGGAAAGGGAGGUGGUUUUGGCCCCGAGAAUGUGUUGGAUAGUGAUCAUCUCUGGACAUAUUGGGCACCAAGGGAUGAUGGUCACAAAAAGGAACAUUGGAUUGAGAUCAGAGUACAAAAUGAAGGGCUGAGAUUCAAUGUGGUCAGAAUUCAAGAAGCAAUAGGGCUUGGUCAAAGGAUCGUAAGGCAUGAAAUUUUUGUAGAUGGCAAGAAACUAGUGGAGGGGACAACAGUGGGACAUAAGAGGCUUCACAGACUUGAAGAGGUUCACGGUCGUGUUGUGAGGAUCGUAGUUAAGGAAUCGAGGGGAUUGCCUUUGAUCUCUUCCAUUGGCCUGCAUUUUGACCCUUACUGGAACCCAAAUGAGCAGUUAUUAUUUUAGGCCUGAAGCAGUCUUUGACUCAAAAAGUGGCCUUUUUAAGCUUUCAGGCUUUCAGCUGCCUGCUUUUGGCCUUUCCGUAUGUUUCAGGCCCAUGCCUUUCUGCUUGAUCUAUUUGUCUUCAUAUGUAAUAAAGGUUGCUAAAGGCAUAACGGAAAAAAAAUAUAUAUAUAUA